AUGUUGGCUCGCUUUCGUGAAUAUUACCACGAUAAUGCUGAUCAACUUCGUAAAAUUGAUGAAUUUGAAAACCUGUACGAUCCCGAGCACAUUCUUUGGUGGUAUUCAUUGCCUGCCUAUAUCUCGGACAUCAUCAACAAAGCAUUGCGUGCAUUGGAUAUCAGCGCUCUAUACGAUCUUCGAUAUUGCAUUAUUGAUCUUUGCCAAGCCUUAGAUGAAGCUCGUGAAAAUCGACCUGUUUCUUUCACCGUCUACCGGGGUGUUCUUUUGCCUAGGGUAGUUUUUGAAGAGACUCGUCAUCAUAUGGAAAGAGGCGAGCUCAUUUCUCAUUGUGGCUUCUUGUCAACCUCUUCGGACCGUGAAGUAGCAAUACAAUUUGGCAUGAAUGAUGAAGGGCGCGAGGAUUUGGUUGAAAUUCUUUAUGAAAUUGAAGUGCCACCGAAUUUGAAUAACGUUGUCUGUGCUGACAUUAGCCGUUUCAGUUCAAUUUCGAAUGAAGAGGAAAUUCUUUUCGAUCUCGACUCAACAUUUGAAUUGGUUGAUGUCAUAGCCGUUCAAGAGUCCAAAAACGAGAGAUAUGUGAUAUCAUUGCGAGCGAGCGAUCGCGGUAGUGAACUUGCUCGAAAGUAUAUUGAUGAAAACAAUCGGGAAAUGCGCGAUCUCACGGAAGAUAUACUAUUUGGCAAAUUACUUGCAGAUAUGGGAGAUUCUGUGCAAUCGGAGCUUUACUUUCGUUUGAUGGAACGUGACAGAGGAUCUAAAAUGAUUAGAGAAAAACGCUCCGUUCUCAUAACCAAUAUUGGACGAGCUCUAGUGUUGAGAGGCGAUUAUGAUCGAGCACUUUUCGAAUACGAUCGCGCUCUAGACCUACAGUUGGAAGAGCCUCCGCUCAAAUUCUUAAUCGCUUGUAAUAUUGUCAACAAAAGUAUUGUUCAAAUGUCUCAAGGAUAUUUUGAACAGGCCUAUAAAGCCAUACAGAAUUCAUUACCCACGUUCUUUGAUUUCGGUGAAUUACGCUUUGUAGGCGUUACACUUCUCAACAUGGGCAUGAUGGUUCAUCAACAAGGUCGAUAUGAAGAAGCACUUGAUCUAUUGGAUAACGCACUUGAAGCGAUGAAAGAGGGCGAUCUAAAUGAUGAUCAUGAUAUGAUAGCGGAAGUGAUUCUUAAUAUUGGCAAAGCAAAACAGGGCAUGGGCAAAUUGUCUCAAGCGAUGGCUGACUUUGAUAAAUCGCUUGCAAUACGUAAACGUUUCUUACCUGCAAAUCAUUUUGACAUUGGUCGAACGUACUUAUGUAUGGGCAUUGUCAAAUGGAAACAAAACGAAACUGAAACUGCUGUAGAACUUCUUCAACGAGCGUUACCUUUUUACGAGAAAAACUUUCCCGAAGGACACUCUGAUCGUACUUAUGCGAAAAGAGCAAUAGCUAACGUGUAUGUAGAUCAACAAAUGUAUGAUUUAGCACUGGAGUUAUACAAAGAAUGUCUUAUCGACUGUCGACACUUUUAUCGAGACAAACAUAGUACCGAGGGCAGUAUUUUGAAUAAUAUUGGUCAGGUGUAUUCAUUAUUGGGCAAUACUUCACUAGCUCUUGAAUAUUUACAAGAUGCUCUUCGAAUACAUGAAACGACGCUUCAUCCAAAUCAUCCUGACACGGCCUCUAUUUGUUUGAAUCUGACUUUGAUCAUCAGUGGAAAUAAAUUCGAUGGUGAUUUGACAUUAGCUCUUAAUUACGCUAAACGUGCUCUCGAAAUUCGUCGAGCCACUCUAUCGAGUGAUAACAUUUUAUUGAGUCAAACUGAAGAAUAUGUUCGUAUACUCGCUAGAUUCGAAGCUCGAAAAUACUACUUCGGACACAUAGGACCAGAUCCAGAUAAUCCACGUAUUUCUUAA
This is a messenger RNA of Didymodactylos carnosus, 1893 nucleotides long. NCBI's taxonomy places the organism in Eukaryota, Metazoa, Rotifera, Eurotatoria, Philodinida, Philodinidae. The record is from the annotation of a GenBank genome assembly.